Messenger RNA from Hyla sarda, 1791 nucleotides. RefSeq names its product complexin 4 (gene CPLX4). Gene Ontology annotation, molecular function: syntaxin binding. The transcript is spliced from 3 exons. NCBI's taxonomy places the organism in Eukaryota, Metazoa, Chordata, Amphibia, Anura, Hylidae. Gene Ontology annotation, cellular component: terminal bouton; SNARE complex. The record is from RefSeq and is a predicted model, not a curated record. The coding region runs from base 59 to 541 and encodes 160 amino acids. Gene Ontology annotation, biological process: synaptic vesicle exocytosis; regulation of neurotransmitter secretion; neurotransmitter transport.
CUCCUACUAUCCCUACAGUAUAUUGUCUGGGGUCUGUAUGGUCGGAUAGGCGGCGGACAUGGCCUUUCUAAUCAAGAGCAUGGUGGGCAACCCCUUGAAGAGUUUUGGAUUAGGAGAAACGAGCGAAGAGAAGACGGAAGGGGCAGAUGCCACUAACCCGGCUGCUGCCCAAGGAAUGACCCAUGAGGAGUAUGAGGAGUAUCAGAGACAACUAGUGGAGGAGCAGAUGGAAAGAGAUGCCAAGUUUGUUCAGAGGAAGGCAGAGAGAGCCAGCCUGAGGGUACAUUUACGGGAAAAAUACAGAUUACCACAGAAUGAAAAAGACGACAAUCAAAUACAGAUGGCCGGAGAUGAUAUAGAGCUACCUGAGGACCUCCAGAAAAUGGUGGCUGAAGAUCAAGAUGAGGAAGAGGAGAAAAGUUCAAUAUUUGGUCACAUCCAAAACAUUCCAAAUAUGGAUGUUGAUACCAUUAAGGAAAAGGCAACAGCAACAUUUACAGAACUGAAACAAGCGGCUGAAGAGAAGUGCUGCGUGAUGUAGCAUUGGGAGGAACUGUAUGGCUUUUAAGAAGGAAGCAGUGAAGGGGGUGUUUGUGGCAGGCAACUCUCCUAACAGGACUAUGUGGGAAUUCUAAUGCCAUACUAAGAUGGUUGAUGAUAAUAAAAGAGUCUUAAAGAGGUUUUGCUGUCUAGGAAUAGGAAAACAUGAUGGCAUUCUUUCAAAAACAGCCCCACACCUUUUCACAGGAAGGGUGUGGUAUUGCAACUAAACUCCAGUCAUGGAGCCAGGCUGCACUACCAGACAUAACAUGUGGCACUAUAUCUGUAAAAAAGAAAAACAGGAUCCAUGGUUUGCUAAUCCUGUACAACCCCUUUAAUGAAAUCUAUACCUUUUCUUCACUCUGUUAUGAAAGUUAUAAAAAUCUUAUCACAGAAAAAAAAUCUACAUUUCCCCUGUAGGAGCAAUAGAACAUAAAGUGGCCCCAGCUGAAAUCUGUAGGAUAUUGACAGACAUUUUGAGUCCUCCAAGUAUGGUUACUUAACUCCUGCUAAAAAAGAUGGAGCUCCUCUCUAUUACAUCCAUAUGUCUGAAACUGGACUACACCUUUUCUCACAGAAGACAUUGAUCAUAUAUUGUCAGGAUAUGCUAUCAAUUCGCAAUCGGUGGAGCUUCUGGGUUCACCAUGCAGCCUCCUGAAAAAGAGUAACGCAAAGCCAAAGAGAUGUGGAGCUUUUCUGCCACUUCUUUCUAGUGACCACAACGGUCAGUUCACUUAAACUUAAAGCGUCCUGGUCAUUUCAGAAAACUUUUGACAUGUCAUAGAGACAUUUAAAAAGUUUUCUUCAAUGGGGAUCUGGAUACUGAAGUAACUCCCAUUUUCAGGAGGCCGCAUUACCUUAACCAAUCAAUUUACAAUCAGUGGAGCUAAUGCAGCUAAGUUAUAUAAUGUAUGUACACAGUGACUCCACCAGCAGAAUAGUGAGUACAGCUCUGGAGUAUAAUACAGGAUAUAACUCAGGAUCAGUACAGGAUAAGUAAUGUAAUGUAUGUACACAGUGACUCCACCAGCAGAAUAGUGAGUACAGUCUGGAGUAUAAUACUGGAUAUAAUCAGGAUCAGUACAGGAUAAGUAAUGUAAUGUAUAUACACAGUGACCCCACCAGCAGAAUAGUGAGUACAGUCUGGAGUAUACAGGAGAAGUAAUGUAAUAUAAUUACAGAAUGAUGCUUUGUAUAAAAUAUUCAACAGUUAAUUCAUUGCCAAGCUUGUGAAAUCUCUGUAUACCAGAA